This is a messenger RNA of Kalmanozyma brasiliensis GHG001, 1608 nucleotides long. RefSeq lists its product as uncharacterized. Bases 1 to 1608 code for a protein of 535 amino acids. The transcript has a single exon. The record is from RefSeq and is a predicted model, not a curated record. Lineage: Eukaryota; Fungi; Basidiomycota; Ustilaginomycetes; Ustilaginales.
AUGUGGCAGCGGUACUCGACUUUGAUAGCGUUGCUGGCUUGCCUCGCUCUGUCCACCUCGACGGCUGCCUUUCCAAUCACCGUCUCUGUCUCGCAGCAGUGCGCGCCGCUCAACGUCACCUGGAAAGCCGAACCGCAAGCUUUCCCAUACACGGUCUGGAUCGCAGCCAAUCACGGCUUUGUGCAAACCUACCGCAUCAACAGCGACUAUCAACCUGGCUCGGAUCACAUCACUUUCCAAUAUGUCGUUCCUCCCCCCACCGGCGGCUUCACCUCGUAUACUGUCACCGUUGCAGACUCGCUGGGCGAUGGCAACACCACUCAGGCUCUCGGUAUCAACACUCCCUCCGGCUCCACAUCCAACUGCCCUGCCUACACCGGCAGCGCCGCCUUUACCUACGCAGCAGAUUCCUCCAACGGCACCAGCAUGAUCCAAUGCGGUCAGGUCAGGUUCUACAAUGUCGGCGAUCGAGGCACCCGACCCUUCACCAUCAGCUUCAUCCCUCUAGGAGGCACGCCCGUCUCAGUCCAGGUCCCCGAUAGUGCGACGCUCAACAUCUCCAACUUCAUCUACACCACCCUCGUUCCUUUCGCGCAGGGCACACAAUUUCAGACGGUUCUCGGCGAUGCAUCAGGUCCGGGCAGUGGCGGUGCCAGCCAAAUCUUUACCGUCGGACCCUCGACCUUUAGCCCGGCGUGUCUAGCCGGAAACUACCAAUUGCCCAACAAGAUCACCACCGCCCUGCCCAUUGCCAAUAAUGUCGCCACCUACAACAAUUUGCCAGGCGCCAUCUCGACAUCGCAAAGCAGUUCUGGUUCCAAAUCGACCGGUGCCAUUGCAGGAGGCGCCAUUGGUGGAGCGAUCGCGCUCGGAGUCGCCAUCGGGUGCUUGAUAGCCUUCCUGUUGUAUCGAAGGAGGCAAAGGGCCAAACGCGAUCUGGCACGGCGCGAGGAGGUGCGCUUUGUCGAUCUUGAUGGCGACGAUGACGACAACGAAUGGGCCAAUCUCCGACCCAGCCGCCCACUCCGACCCUUCCGCAGCAGUCCAGCAGAAGACAAUACGUCCUCUGGCCAUGCGCAGUCCUACAGCGUCUCGCCUUUCGUGUACGAUCCACGGCACCACGCCCUAUCCUCGGAGGGCGGAGACGGCCAGAGCCUCGAGAUGACCUCGCCUGUAUCGGCCAAUGCGAGCUACGGCGACCUGCUCACCGCCGCCGGUCUCAACAGCUCACCCGGCGUGUCGCCGAGCGACGACUACCCGCCUCGCCCGAGCAACACCUCGGCGCACUCAAACCCAUUCUCCUCCCGCAAUGCCAUCGCAGACUACACAUCCGACUCACACACAGGCGCAUCUCUCCACACCGCCUCGCGCUCCCCAUCCAAAGCUCAACAGGCAGCCGCUCAGCAGAGGCGCGACAACAGGGCACCGAGACGGGUCGUCCAGCACACCGACGGCGGCGCUCUGCCCCAGCCCGAGAGCGAUGAGGAGGAGGAGGAGGUCGUCGACGAGCUGCCGCCAGAGUACGGCGGGUGGCUGCAGAGCGGCGCCGGCAGGCAGGCCCCACCAGCACCGGCUCCGGGACGAGGGCAGGUCGGAGGCGCUUUUUAG